Molecule: messenger RNA, 366 nt
Organism: Dibothriocephalus latus
Lineage: Eukaryota; Metazoa; Platyhelminthes; Cestoda; Diphyllobothriidea; Diphyllobothriidae
Source: the annotation of a GenBank genome assembly
AUGGUCGCGUGGUGCGGUGACGUCCAUGGAAUGACACCGUAUCAAUUGGCCGGCCAAUUGGGCAAAACCAAAUUUUCUGCCUGUUUUAGGCGGUUCAGGAAAUCGUACCCUGACCGCUAUGACUACGUAAAGGCACGGAUUCCCUGCGGCCCCGACCCCCCGCCGACUACAAGUGUCAAGUCUUCGCCCUCCCAACGUUCUCGAACUAAACGAACUCAAGCAGAAGAGGCGUCUGCCGCCAACGCCCCCACACAGUCCGCGGUUGACCGGAAGCUGGCCGAUGAUUUAAAGUUUGCGGGACUUUCGAUGCGGGAAAAGUGCGCUCUCGCCGCGGAACGACGAAUUGCCGCCGCGCAAGGUGCCAAC